AUGUACACCAUCUUAACUAACAGGAGGUGAGACAUAGCAAGCGCAACCAAUUUAUAUCCUCUCCUUUUAAUCAAUACAUGAUUACAAUAGACAAUGGGUCACCAUGCAUAGACACUGGCUUGGCCCAAAUCAAGGCUAACUGGUCAUAAAAGGAGUGAUUUUCUUAGCCUUGUGAAUCUAGACUGUCCGUUGCACUCACCAUUGUAAGGCAUUAUCUAUAUAUACAGUAACUGUGAUAUAACUGUCCAGGAUUAAAGGGAUCCAGUGCGGGGAGAUUGACUUCACAGACAGGGACUACCAGGAGCAGCUUCCCAUGGUGGCUUGGGCCAAGGCUUCCAAGGCCAUCAAGAACAACCUGCGGCUGACCGAGGUCAUUGCCGAGCCCAACAUCUCCACCAACCAGAGGAAGGUGCAGGCCAUCCUCCACAUGCACCUGGAGCAGAGGGCGGCCGAGAGAGCCCAGAACCCCAGUGAGUGCACCCUCAAUCGGGAUAGAGUGGGGUCUUCGACAAACCAUGGGGCUGAUUAG
Molecule: messenger RNA, 529 nt
Organism: Coregonus sp. 'balchen'
Lineage: Eukaryota; Metazoa; Chordata; Actinopteri; Salmoniformes; Salmonidae
Source: the annotation of a GenBank genome assembly